Tachysurus fulvidraco (yellow catfish) is the source of this 4624-nucleotide messenger RNA. Its product is annotated as zinc finger protein 79-like. Gene Ontology annotation, biological process: regulation of transcription by RNA polymerase II. NCBI's taxonomy places the organism in Eukaryota, Metazoa, Chordata, Actinopteri, Siluriformes, Bagridae. Gene Ontology annotation, molecular function: RNA polymerase II cis-regulatory region sequence-specific DNA binding; DNA-binding transcription factor activity, RNA polymerase II-specific. The transcript is spliced from 8 exons. The coding region runs from base 221 to 3592 and encodes 1123 amino acids. The record is from RefSeq and is a predicted model, not a curated record. Gene Ontology annotation, cellular component: nucleus.
UGUUGAUUGGAUUUUUGAGUGGAUUUUUUCCGCUUGGGUUUUCCUCCUUAUUUUGUGUACUUAAAGGAGACAUUUUAGACCCUGACAUUUUAGUUGAGGUCCUCACUGAGAAGACUGCUGAGAAAUUACUGGGAUUUAAGAAAAAGAUCACUUCAACUUGUGAAACAUCGUCAUCUGGCUGUCUUCACACAAUUGAUCACCUCAGAGGGAUUUGUGCAGAAUGGGCAAGAAAACAAUUCACUACUGCUCACAGUGUGGGAAGAGUUUUGCCAAACCAUAUAUUCUCAAACGACACAUGUACAUUCACACAGAAGAGAAACCAUAUUGCUGUUCACAAUGUGGACAGAGUUUUAGACAUCUAAGUCACUUAAACAGACAUAAACUUGUUCACUCAGGAGUAAAGCCGUAUCAGUGCUCAGAGUGUGAAAAAAGUUUUGCUUGCAGUCAGUAUCUCAAAAAACAUGAGCGCAUUCACACAGGAGAAAAGCCUUAUUGCUGCUCACAAUGUUGGAAGAAUUUUAGACGUUCAAGUGAUUUAAAAUCCCACGAGCGCAUUCACACAAGAGAGAAGCCAUAUCAUUGCUUACACUGUGGGAAGAGUUUUAAACAUUCAUGUGCUUUAAAAUCCCACGAGCGCAUUCACACAAGAGAGAAGCCAUAUCAUUGCUUAGACUGUGGGAAGAGUUUUACAAAAUCAAGUAAUUUAAAAAUCCACCAGCGCAUUCACACAGGAGAGAAGCCCCAUCAAUGCUCACAUUGUGAGAAGGGUUUUAGAAAUUCAGGUAAUUUAAAAAUUCACCUACGCAUUCACACAGGACUGAAGCCGUAUCAGUGCUCACACUGUGGGAAGAGUUUUAGAAAUUCAGGUAAUUUAAAAAUUCACCAACACAUUCACUCAGGAGUAAAGCCGUAUCAGUGCUCAGAGUGUGAAAAAAGUUUUGCUUGCAGUCAGUAUCUCAAAAAACAUGAGCGCUUUCACACAGGAGAAAAGCCUUAUUGCUGCUCACAAUGUUGGAAGAAUUUUAGAAGUUCAAGUGAGUUAAAAUCCCACGAGCGCAUUCACACAAGAGAGAAGCCAUAUCAUUGCUUAGACUGUGGGAAGAGUUUUACAAAAUCAAGUAAUUUGAAAGUUCACCAACGCAUUCACACAGGAGAGAAACCAUAUUGCUGUUCACAAUGUGGAUGGAGUUUUAGAAAUCUAAAAAAGUUAAAAAUCCACCAGCGCAUUCACACAGGAGAGAAGCCCCAUCAAUGCUCACAUUGUGAGAAGGGUUUUAGAAAUUCAGGUAGUUUAAAAAUUCACCUACGCAUUCACACAGGACUGAAGCCGUAUCAGUGCUCACACUGUGGGAAGAGUUUUAGAAAUUCAAGUCAUUUAAAAAUUCACCGACACAUUCACACAGGAGUAAAGCCGUAUCAGUGCUCAGAGUGUGAAAAAAGUUUUGCUUGCAGUCAGUAUCUCAAAAAACAUGAGCGCAUUCACACAGGAGAAAAGCCUUAUUGCUGCUCACAAUGUUGGAAGAAUUUUAGAAGUUCAAGUGAUUUAAAAUCCCACGAGCGCAUUCACACAAGAGAGAAGCCAUAUCAUUGCUUACACUGUGGGAAGAGUUUUAAACAUUCAUGUGCUUUAAAAUCCCACGAGCGCAUUCACACAAGAGAGAAGCCAUAUCAUUGCUUAGACUGUGGGAAGAGUUUUACAAAAUCAAGCAAUUUAAAAAUCCACCAGCGCAUUCACACAGGAGAGAAGCCCUAUCAAUGCUCACACUGUGGGAAGAGUUUUACACAGUCAUGUAAUAUGAAAGUUCACCAACGCAUUCACACAGGAGAGAAACCAUAUCACUGUGCACAAUGUGGAUGGAGUUUUAGACAACAAAAUCAUUUAAACAAACAUAAGCUUGUUCACUCAGGAGUAAAGCCGUAUCAGUGCUCAGAGUGUGAAAAAAGUUUUGCUUGCAGUCAGUAUCUAAAAAGUCACCAACGCAUUCACACUGGACAGAAGCCGUAUCAGUGCUCAAACUGUGGGAAGAGUUUUACACGAGCAAGUGGUUUAAAAAGUCACCAACGCAUUCACACAGGAGAAAAGCCGUAUCAAUGCUCACAGUGUGAGAAGGGUUUUAGAUAUUUAAGUAAUUUAAAAAUCCACCAACACAUUCACACAGGACUGAAGCCAUAUGUUUGCUCACACUGUGGAAAGAGUUUUAGUAAUUUAACAGACAUGAAUACUCACGAACGCAUUCACACAGAAGAGAAGCCGUAUCAGUGCUCACACUGUGGGAAGAGUUUUACGCGAUCAAUUAGUUUAAAAGAACACCAACGCAUUCACACAGGAGAGAAGCCCUAUCAAUGCUCACAGUGUAAGAAGAGAUUUACACAAUCAGGUCAUUUGAAAGUUCACCAACGCAAUCACACAGGAGAGAAACCAUAUUGCUGUUCAGAUUGCGGAUGGAGUUUUAGACUACUAAGUGAAUUAAAAACCCACGAGCGCAUUCACACAGGAGAGAAGCCAUAUCAGUGCUCACAAUGUGGCAAGAGUUUUACACAAUCAAGUGGUUUGAAAACUCAUCAACACAUUCACACAGGAGAGAAGCCGUUUCAUUGCUCACAAUGUGGCAAGAGUUUUACACAAUCAAGUAGUUUAAAGAAACACCAACACAUUCACACAGGACUGAAGCCAUAUGUUUGCUCACAAUGUUGGAAGAAUUUUGGAACAUCAAGUGAAUUAAAAGCCCACGAGCGCGUUCACACAGGAGAGAAACCAUAUCACUGCUCUCACUGUGGGAAGAGUUUUACAAAUUCAACUGGUUUGAAAACUCACAAACGCAUUCACACAGGAGAGAAGCCGUAUCCAUGCUCACAAUGUGGGAAGAGAUUUACACAAUUAAGUGGUUUGAAAUUUCACCAACGCAUUCACACAGGAGUAAAGCCGUAUCAGUGCUCACACUGUGGGAAGAGUUUUACACAAGCAUGUAAUUUAAAAAGUCACCAACUCAUUCACACAGGAGAAAAGCCCUAUCAAUGCUCACAGUGUGAAAAGGGUUAUAGAAAUUCAAAUGCCUUAAAAAUCCAUCAGCACAUUCACACCGGACUGAAGCCAUAUGUUUGCUCACACUGUGGGAAGUGUUUUAGAAAUUCAAAAGAUAUGAAUACUCACGAACGUAUUCACACAGGAGAGAAGAUAUAUCAGUGCUCUCAGUGUAGGAAGAGAUUUACACAAUCAAGUAGUUUAAAAAAACACCAACAAAUUCACACAGGAGAGAAGCCCCAUCAAUGCUCACAGUGUGGGAAGAGAUUUACACAAUCAAGUAGUUUAAAAUACCACCAGCGCAUUCACACAGGAGAGAAGCCGUAUCAGUGCUCACAAUGUGGGAAGAGUUUUAGAAAUUCAAGUGUUUUAAAAAACCACCAACGCAUUCACACAGGAGAGAAGCCGUAUGUUUGCUCACACUGUGGGAAGAGUUUUAGAAAUUCAAAAGAUAUGAAAACUCACAAACGCAUUCACACAGGAGAGAAGCCGUAUCAAUGCUCACAAUGUGGGAAGAGAUUUACACAAUUAAGUGGUUUGAAAGUUCACCAACGCAUUCACACAGGUUGAAAACUCACCAAAGUAUUCAUCUGUAUCACUACUUAAACUGUGGGAAUAAUAAUAAUAAUAAUAAAAACUCACCAGCACCUUCACACGAGUGAAACCAUAUUAUGGUUUAUAUUGUGGAAAGAGUUUUACAUAAUAAACUGGUUUGAAAAGCCACCAAUUUAUUCAUGAUGGUGAGAAAUGUAUUGCUGAUCACAGUGUUAUUGCUUUAAAAAGUACAUCAUCCAAAAUGCAUUGCUUAAUUAGCAGGUCAGAAGAAGGCGUCUUUGGUGUGGAUGGCAGAAGCGGCUUCUGAAAUUUUGAAGAACCUUUAUACUGCUACAUCUUUAGCUAUCUGUGAUUACAGUAAGCCUUUCCAAAUGUAUGUGUCAGAUAAACAGGGGUUUUCUAAUGCCAUUAUAAUCUCUCGUGCAUGUAAGAUAGGCUAUGAUGUGAUUCAUUCUUUACCAGAGUUGACAAUUAAGAGGGACCAGACAGUUAAUCUGUCAGACAGGAGGAUGACCAUUUUGGAUGGUGAGCAACUUGAUUGUUAGUUUUCUUGUUAGUGGCCUAGAGGGAAAUUUGGCUAAUUAUUUGAUGAGUUGUCACCUUGUCAUGAGGUAACAGGUUUUAUUACUGUAUAGUCGUUGAACCAUGUUCAGUGCAAUUGUUCAGUCACCACUUUGGUUCCACCUGGGCACAGAGAGGCUUUUAUUUUAUGUAUUGGUUGUUCUGGUUUUGGUUGUUUUAUUCUUUGUUUUGUUUUUUUGUUGUUGUUUUUUUUUUAUUUAUUUUUUUAUUUGUUUGAUGUCUGGGGCAUGACUUGAACACCCCUGAAUUUCAUCAUGGCAUCGCAUUUAAAGAAGGUGUGGAGGUUAAACAGGGGGCCACUAAGCCACUUCCUAGGCAUUUACCAGAUGCUCUCCAGUUUUGAGUUUUAUUGUUUUCCUGACAUUUUAUUCUGUUACUCUUCACUCAUUAGAUCGCAAAUAUUAUUGAUUCUUGUUACUUGUUUUUCUGUUGGUAAUGGCUGUAAUAAAAAAUUUUUUGACCUAA